Molecule: messenger RNA, 1652 nt
Organism: Vigna unguiculata (cowpea)
Lineage: Eukaryota; Viridiplantae; Streptophyta; Magnoliopsida; Fabales; Fabaceae
Product: TMV resistance protein N-like
Source: RefSeq, a predicted model, not a curated record
AAAUGAAAGUAUUUUAAUCUAAUCUUUAACAUUAUUGCUUUACCUUUGAAGAGUUCACUUCAAUUCCUCGAUGGGGUUCGCUGCCGCUGCUGCUGCUUCUUCUUCUUCAUCACCAUCAUCCUUCUUAAAAUCAGAACCGGUGUUCAAACACGAUGUGUUCAUCAACUUUGGGGGAGAAGACAUCGGUAGAAAGUUUGUUUCUCAUCUCCAUUCUGCCCUUUUACAAGCUCAAGUCAAAACUUUUAUUAGCCAGGAGAAUCUGCUCGAGGGAGUGAAGCUGGAAGAGCAGAUGCGCGCAAUAGGAGGCACUAAGAUUACAAUAAUCGUUUUCUCCAAAUCAUACACUGAAUCUGCUUGUUGUCUUCUUGAGCUUGAAAAAAUCAUCGAAUGCCACGAAACAUUUGGCCAAAUAGUUCUGCCCGUAUUUUACGAGAUUGACCCAUUGGAUGUACGUGAUCAGAAGGAUGAUUUUGGAAAAGCGUUGGAAGAAACUGCACACAAAAGCUACUCAGGAGAACAGGUGGAACAUGCACUGUCCAGCUGGACCCGUGCGCUCACCACAACUGCAGGUAUCACUGGUUGGGAUGUCAGAGAUUUCAGGCAUGAUGCUAAACUUGUAGAGCGAAUUGUUAGCCGCGUUACGACAUUACUGGACUAUAAAGACUUGUUUGUUACCCAAUAUCCUGUUGGAUUAGAGUCUCCCGUGGAGACGUGAUUAAAUGUAUUGAAAAUCAAUCCACCAAAGUGUGUGUGAUAGGAAUAUGGGGAAUGGGAGGAUCGGGUAAAACAACCUUAGUCAAAGCCAUCUACAAUCGAACUUAUCAUCAAUUCAUUGGUAAGAGUUUUAUUGAGAAUAUUAGUGAAGCUUGGGAUUCAGAAAAUGAAAGGUACGUUGAUUUGCAAGAAAAUCUUCUUUCUGAUGUCCUAAAAUCCAAGUUGGAUGUGGAAAGCGUUGGGAUGGGAAGAACAUUGAUCGAGAAUAGACUUUCUCGGAAAAAGUUGUUCAUUGUGCUUGAUGAUGUGAAUGAGUUUGGCCAAUUAGAAAACCUGUGCGGGUGUCGUGAAUGGUUCGGUCAAGGAACUGUGAUAAUCAUUACAACUAGAGAUGUUCGUUUGCUGAACCUACUCAGAGUUAAUUAUUGUAGAGAAGCAAUAAUUCCCUUGAGCUUUUAAGUUGGCAUGCUUUUAGAGAAGCAAAACCAAGAAAAGAAUGGAAUGACCUUGCAAGAUGCAUAGUUGAUUAUUGUAGAGGACUACCACUAGCUCUUCAGUCCCUUGGUUCCCAUUUAUUUGAUAGGACAAUAGAAGUGUGGAAAAGUCUAUUGUCGAAACUAAAACAAUUUCCCACGAAUCAAGUUCAAUCAGUAUUAAAAAUAAGUUUUGACGGUUUAAAUGAUACGGAAAAGGAUAUAUUUCUUGAUGUAUGUUGUUUCUUUAUUGGCAAACAAAGAAACUAUGUCAUAGAUAUAUUAAAUGGCUGUGGACUACGUGCUGACAUUGGAAUAACAAUUCUGAUCGAACGUGGCCUCAUAAAAGUUGAAAGGAGCAACAAACUUGAAAUGCAUCCUUUGUUACGAGACAUGGGAAGAGAAAUUAUUUGUCAAGAAUGCCCAAAGGAACCGGGGAAAAGGAGUCGAUUAUGGUUUCAGGAA